Messenger RNA from Cuscuta epithymum, 1189 nucleotides. NCBI's taxonomy places the organism in Eukaryota, Viridiplantae, Streptophyta, Magnoliopsida, Solanales, Convolvulaceae. The record is from the annotation of a GenBank genome assembly.
GAGAAUUAUAUGGCUAGACAUAAAAGUAACCGGAUCCGUCUUUCUUCUCCCGUUUCUUUCCUGGGCACUUCUUCCCAGCUCAUCAUCUUCUCUUCGCCUCUUCUCUACCCAUUUUCAUCUCUCUGCAAAAUCCUCCGCCUCUUCUCUACGCAAAAUCGUCCGCCUCUUCUCUGCGCAUCUUCCUUGUUGUGCCAAACCUCCGGCCUCGUCUCUACCUCGGCUCCUCACCUCAGCCUCGGCAGUCGCCGCACCUUACACUCGCCGUACAAACCGCCUUGCCUCACCGCACGGGUUGCCUCAUUUCAUCGUAGCCUCGCCGUAUAGCUUUGUUUCACAGGCCGCCUCCGCCUUGCCUCGCCUCGGAUGGAUGGAUGAAUUACGGAUUACCAGAUCUGUGGCAACCAGAAAGCGAGCAAACCAGAUCUAGGAUGGGUGGCGGCUAGGCUGAGGUGGAGGCUCGUCAGGGAUGUGCUACGCUGGGCUAUUGAAGGCGGGGCUGGGAAGGGGUGUGUCGAUGUUGGGCUGUUCGGAACCGGAGCUGGGGGAGUGAGCUGGGGAGGGCAGGGGAGGGGAUUGGGGUAGGGGAGGGGGUUAGGGCUAGGUCUGGGGGCAGCUCAAAGCACGGGGGAGUGAGCUGGGGCGGGGCAGGGGAGGGGAUUGGGGCAGGGGAAAGGGUUGGGACUAAGGUUGGGGGCAGGUCAAAGCAUUAUUGGUGGGUCAUUGGGGGCGGCGGUGGUCGGAGGUUUUGAGGUUGAGGGCUGGGGGUUGGUGAACGAAGAGUUUGAAGGCUUGGGCUGGACAGCGGGACUGCCGUAGUAGUUGUUGUUGGCGGUGUGGCGCCAGACAAGGAGCCGGAAAAUUUUCCGGUGAUCAUAGUGACAGGGCGGUGGUAGCGGCCGGAGUAACUUUUGGCGGGUGGCGUCACUGAAAAAUUAACUAGGUAGUGACAGCGUCACUAUUGUGUCACUAUGGUCGUUGUCACUAUGGCCGGCGACGGUCUCCGGUGGUGGCGAUGGUCACCGGUGGGAGGUGGUGGCAAGGAGGGUGGAUGUCACUGUGUCUCAUGUCACUGUAGCAUGUCACUGUAGCGUGUCACUGUAGUGUGUCACUGUAGCGUGUCACUGUGGCAGUGUGUAUGUAUAAGCAAGCUUGUCACUUAUUAGUCAUAUUUCAGGAAUUUUUAAAAAAG